This is a messenger RNA of Drosophila rhopaloa, 2875 nucleotides long. Its product is annotated as protein disconnected. The record is from RefSeq and is a predicted model, not a curated record. Gene Ontology annotation, cellular component: nucleus. Gene Ontology annotation, biological process: regulation of DNA-templated transcription. Lineage: Eukaryota; Metazoa; Arthropoda; Insecta; Diptera; Drosophilidae. The coding region runs from base 390 to 2042 and encodes 550 amino acids. The transcript is spliced from 2 exons.
CGACAUUCGAAGAAGUGGAUCUCUCGCUGUCCCUGCUCUCCGCAUCCGCAUCUCCGCACUCGCCUCGCAUAUCCGCGUCCACUUCUCUCUGCCGCGUGUGUAUGUGCUUGUGUGUGUGUGCGUCGCUCGAAGUGAACGACCAACUUUUUUAAUAUCGAGCAAAAUGCACCGAAAAUAAAUGCACGGCAUCAAAACGAAAACAAAUACAACGCGACGCAAACAGUGAAAAACCGCAUCUACGAUUAACGACUUUUAAAAACUUUUUUUAAUGGCAAACCUGUGACAAAGUGAAGAGUUAAUAGAACCCCCAGCGCAACCAAAACACAACUCAAUACCGAAACUAGCUGCUAAUUUAGCAAAAGCACCGCCACAGAGCCACCACAGACGACAUGGAGCACAUAAUGAAUCCGUUCAUGUCCCCGGCUUAUCUGCUGGGCCAUGGCCCACAUCCCCACCAGCAUGUGCACUCCCACGGGCCGGUGCCACUCCCCCAGCCGCACGCCGCCUCCCCGGCCAGUUCGCCCGGCGGUUCCAGUGGCUCUGGAUCCGGAUCGGGAUCGGGCUCCGGAUCGGGCUCGUCCUCGAAGCCACGGCGCUGGGGCUCGCCGCCCAUCAACCUGGCCGGGCAGUUCAUCAACCCGGCGACGGGCAAGAAGCGGGUGCAGUGCUCCAUCUGCUUCAAGACCUUCUGCGACAAGGGCGCCCUCAAGAUCCACUUCUCGGCGGUGCACCUGCGCGAGAUGCACAAGUGCACCGUGGAGGGCUGCAACAUGGUGUUCAGCUCGCGGCGCUCCCGCAACCGUCACAGCGCCAACCCGAAUCCCAAGCUCCACUCGCCGCACAUCCGGCGCAAGAUCUCGCCGCACGACGGGCGGACGGCCCAGCAGUUCCCGGUCUUCUCGCCGGGCACAGCCGCCGCGGCGGCCGCCGUCGCCGGACGCCUCCCGGUGGCCUUCCCUGGCCUGCUGCCCCCGCCGCCGCCGCACCACGCCCACCACGGCCACCACGCCCACCACCCGUACGUCAUGUUCGGCGGACAGGCGGGUCUGCACGGGCUGGGCCUGCUGCCCGGCUGCCAGGACACCGACCCGGAGGCGGACAACGAGCCGGACGCCGAUGCCGAGGACGAGGGCGACUUCGUCUACGUGGACAUGCAGGCCCACAGCUCCAGUCCGGCUGCCUCGAGCGAGGACCAGGAGGAGCAGGAUCAAGACCAGGACCAGGAGCACGAGCAGGACGAGGAGAUGCACUGCAGCCUGAGCCUGGCCAGCAGCAGCAGCACCACCGCCGACGAGGAGCGGGCCGACCAGCCGCUCGACUUCAGCCUGCACAAGCGCCGCAAGUCGGAGCAGGAUCGGGAGGCCGACAAGGAGCAGGAGCAGGAUCAUGAGCAGGAGUCGGACAAGGAGCAGGAGCUGGAGCGCGAGAAGCGCUCGCCCAGCGACGCCUUCUCCAUGGACCAGUUGCUGGGCAAGCGGAAGCGCCACGACAGCACCGCCUCCAGCUCCGCCUGCUCCACCGCCGCCGCCUCCUCCAGCUCCAGCCACCCCGUCCUCCUGCCGCAGGCGAGCAUCAAGAUGGAGCUGGACCCGGAGGGCGACCUGGCGAGUGGCUACCUGGGCGGCCGGCGCCAGAUGCUGGACCUCGACGAGCGGCACCACCUGCGCCUGCUCCAGACCCAGAUGUUCGCCGCCGCAGCGGCCGCCGCCGCUUCCACCAGCCAGCCCCCGCACUCCGCCUUCCUGCCGGCGGGAUCGCCGUCGUCCUCGCCCGUGGACCUGGCCAAGGACUCGCCGCCCAUGUGGAGCCUCCUGUCCGAGAUGUACCGCUCCAUGCUGCUGAAGACGCAGCACCAGCAGCAGCACCACCACCACCUCCACCUCCAGGCGCAGCAGCACCACCCGGACCAGCACCUCCGCCUGGCCCACCACCCGGAGCAGCACCACCUGGCCACCCACCACCACCACCUGGGCCACCAGCACCACCAGCAGGCGCCGCAGCAGCAGUCGCCGGCGGCCACGAAUGCUCCGAUUUCCGUCUAGGCCCGCGACUCCUCGAUGCUCGGGAUGCUCGGGAUGCCGCUCUAGAUGAUUUCCUUAGUCAAAUUUGUUUUCUUUUUUUCGUACUUUAAGGAUGCGUUCGGGGGGUGCUGGUGGGCGGGGGUGGGGUCGUGCCAAAAGCUGGACCAUUAAAUGGCUGGCGCUCCUCCUCAGGCACGCCCCUGCCCCACCGCUACCCCCUCCUCCCUCGCCCCCCCCUGUAAACUGGAAUUGCUCCAAAACUAAGCUUUUUCUGCUCGUACGUGUGUUAUAUGGAUUUUUUUUCGUAUGUAUAAUGUAUUAUGUAUACCGUAGUGCGACAUCUAAGUGUAUAGUAUUCAAUCCGUUCCUCAAUGUGUGUGUGCGAGAGUGUGUGGAUGACUGGAUGGCUGGAUGGGUGUGUGCGAGUGUGAAUGUGAAUGGGAUCCCAGGAUCGGAUCCGCAAGUCGGUCGUCUGAAAAGCGGACUGGGCGGUGCAGAGGCGGCAAUCGGGCCCUCGAUCGGUGUACAACGAAGUAUUGAUAUUUAUAACAAAUAUAUAUUAUGAAUGCAUAUAUUAAAUAGUUUUAAGACAAUUUUUUUCGUAGCCAAUAAUAAACUAUGUAUUGUAUAACUGGAUGUACUAACGACAAGCAAACUUCUAUUGAAACAUAUCCCUUGUGUUAAAGAAACCCCCUCCCCGAAAUCCAUCGAAAAGGUUGAUAGAUGAUCGUGGGUGAACGAAAUGUUAUUGCUCUCACAAACGAAAAUUCCUCCCGACGAUUGUGUACUGUAUUACAACAAGAUUUUAAGUUUUCAUUAACAAUAAACAACGGCAAAAUUGAAGAAACAUGUAA